Lycium ferocissimum is the source of this 5188-nucleotide messenger RNA. Its product is annotated as protein ESSENTIAL FOR POTEXVIRUS ACCUMULATION 1-like. Gene Ontology annotation, molecular function: protein binding. The transcript has 12 exons. The record is from RefSeq and is a predicted model, not a curated record. The coding region runs from base 214 to 4875 and encodes 1553 amino acids. NCBI's taxonomy places the organism in Eukaryota, Viridiplantae, Streptophyta, Magnoliopsida, Solanales, Solanaceae.
AAAUAAUUUCUCCCCAAUUACUAGUUUGAUUUGGCCCCUUGUGACCACCCAAACCCUCACCUCCUCUCUCUCUCUCUUCUCUCUGCAAAAAAAAACAAGUAUUGUUUCAUAGCGCUUUGGUGAACCCUAAAUCUGUCUCUCAUUAAUCAAAUCCAACACAUUAUUCGCCCAAUUAACUUAAUCUCUAUUCCUUAAUCUUCUUCUUCUUCUUCGAUGGCUGAAAAUAGAAAGUUGGAUCUACCUGACGAUCUUCUUUCUUCCACCCGCAAAGAAUCAUCUGCAGGUAAUGAUGAUGACAAGUCAUUCUUGGUGUCUAUUGAAGAUUCAAAAGAUCAAGCAGUGGUGGAUAGUAACAUUCCUUUGUCUCCACAGUGGCUUUAUACUAAACCCAGCGAGACUAAGAUGGAAAUGCGUGCACCAAGUUCUCUCUCUCUUGGAAGUUCUGCUGAUACAAGUCAGAAGGACGCUCGGCGUUCAGAUGUGUCCGAUGACAAAAAGGAUUGGAGAAGACCCACAGCAGAGACAGAGAGUGCCCGUCGUUGGCGUGAAGAAGAGAGGGAAACUGGCUUGCUUGGUAGAAGAGAUCGUAGGAAAACAGAUCGCCGUGCUGAUAAUAAUGCUCCUACCAAAGAAACCACAGAUGCUAGAGCUUUACCUGCAUCUGACAGGUGGAACGACGUUAAUAACCGCAAUUCAGGGCAUGAUUCCAGGCGUGAUACCAAGUGGUCCUCUAGGUGGGGUCCUGAUGACAGAGAAAAGGAAGUGCGGAGUGAGAAAAGGAUAGGUGUAGACAAGGAUGAAGUUCACAAUGAGGUUCAAACAUUUGGUGCUAACCGUACUGUGUCCGAGCGGGAGUCAGAUACUCGAGAUAAGUGGAGACCCCGGCAUAGAUUGGAGGCUAGCUCUGCUGCUCCUGGUUCCUAUCGUGCUGCUCCAGGAUUUGGAGUGGAAAGAGGAAGAGUGGAGGGGUCAAAUGUGGGAUUUGCCAUAGGGCGUGGUAGAUCUAGUGUGGCUAUCUUAAGACCUCCUUCUGGGUCUGCAGUUUGUGCUGCACAAUUUGACAGUUCUGUCCCUGGGAAACCAAGCAUCUCAGCUCACGCAUUUUGUUAUCCGAGGGGGAAGAUUCUGGAUAUUUACCGCAAGCAAAAGCUGGACCAAUCUAUUUGUAGCUUGCCUGUAAAUAUGGAAGAAGUACCCCCUGUCACUCAACUAAGCGUCAUUGAACCAUUAGCUUUUGUUGUUCCUGAUUCUGAGGAGGAGGCUAUCCUCAAUGAUGUAUGGAAAGGUAAAAUUACUGGUAGUGGUGUAUCGUACAAUUCUUACAGAAAAGGCCGAUCAAUGGAUACUGUUACAGAAAUAGGGGAUGCAGAGGAGAUAGCUGAUAGGUUUCCAAAAACAUUAAAAGAUGUUGAAGAGGCUAAUGCUAAUAGCCUUUUAUGUGGAAAUGGUGUCAAUAUCACUUCGAGUGAAGGAGAUGGAAAUCAUGAAGUACAGAAAGACACAGUUUCUGAAGAUAUCGCUAUGGAUGAGAAUUUGUUGAUCAGGAAGACAGCUGACAAUAUAGGCAGAUUGAAAGAUAGUGGUAGAUCUCAACUUGAUCAUUCUGAAAUCAAGUUACCUGAUUCUGCAACAACUCGGCAACCUCUCUUUGAGAAAAUUGAACAGAAUGUUACUUUUGAUGUCAGUGCAAAGCUUCCUGAUAAUUCAGAUUCUGUAUACGUCAUACCCUCUGAUAUCAGCAGCUCGAGACACAGUGGUAUUGAAAAUCAAUCAGAGAGGGGUAUUCCACCUGAGGAAAUGAGUUUGUACUACUGUGAUCCUCAGGGAGAAAUUCAGGGACCAUUUCUUGGAGUUGACAUCAUAUCAUGGUUUGAACAAGGAUUUUUUGGAACUGACUUGUUGGUUCGCUUGGAAGGUGCUCCUGAGGAUUCCCCUUUUUACGAGUUGGGUGACGUAAUGCCGCAUCUAAAAUUUGGACAUAGAUAUUCCAGUAAUGCUGAUCUCUCUAAUGUAGAUCAACCUGAUGUAUUAGAGGGGAAGUUAGAGUCUGGUGUAUGCAGUUCUGCUGCUUUUGAGCUUGUUUCUUCAGCUCCCCUUGAUGGAUUAAACUGGCCGUCAUCUGAUUUUGAUGGUCUUGCUGAACAUCAUUUUCAGUCAAAAGUACCUGAUGUGUCAUAUUCUCAAAGUGAAGAUUUCAAUGAAUUUGUUGGUCAAGAAACUUUAUUUCCAGGAAGACCUGGAAGUAGUGGCAAUCCUAUUGGGAACACUUUGAGGGGCAUCAACCAUCCAAUUCCUAGCGAAUUGAUGGAGCGUGGGGCUCCAUCUCAGAAAGAUAAAAUGCACCCACUUGGUUUGUUAUGGUCUGAACUCGAAGGCACUUCUAGAAGGAACGAACAAAUUUCAAAUGUUCCUUUUAGUGGAGGCGGUCAGGAUCAAAUUCUAAACCCUGUAGCAGCAAGGAUUUCCCCGUUUGGUUCAAGGACCGAGUCAACCUCCACAGCGGAGAUGUGGACUGAUGCUUAUAGAAGAAAUGCUCCUUCUGAGCCCAACUUAUAUCAAAAUGCCAUGGAUGGUCACCACCUAACGCACAUGGACCGUGAACCGAAUCACUUCGAAUUGGCAGAGAAGAUGUUCUCCCAGCAACUCCAACAACAACAUCCACAUAGUUUACUGUCUUCUCAUAGUAGCCACUUGAAUGAAACAAUGCUAGAACGAGGGGCAAGCCAUAAUUCAAUACACCAGCCACAGUUGGCCAGUCAAAUGGAGCAGGAUCUGGAGCGCGUUAUGGCGCUUCAGCUGCAGCACCAAAGACAGCUGCAGCUUCAACAACACCAGCAGAUGCAGCGAGAGCAACAGUUCCAUCAACAUCAGAUUCUAAUGAAAGAACAGCAAGAGUCUCAUGCUAAACAGUUGCUUCUUGAACAACUGUUGCAGAGUCAAACUUUUGAUACAAACCGUGCAAAUUCUCGUUUUGAUGCAAGGCCUAACAAUGCUCUGGAACAGUUUUUGAUGAAGCAGCAACUUCUAAGUGAACUACAACAACGCUCUCACCUUCAUCCAAGACAUACUGAACCAUCAAUUGAGCAUCUCAUUCAAGCAAAACUUGGUCAAAUGCCGCAUCAAGGGCAUCAAACUGAUUUGAUGGAGCUCCUAUCACGAGCAAAGCAUGGCCAGAUGCACCCUUUGGCACAUCAAAUUCUUCAGGAAGAACAACUGCAUGGGAGGCAGUUGCCUGUUGAAUUAAGGCGACAAUUUGAAAUGGAGGAAAAUAGGCAUUCUGGUUCUGUGUGGCCUGGAGAUGAAGCUGGUCAGUUUCCUAGAAUCCCGACUGAUGUCCAUCGAUCCAACUCUGGAUUUGGACCAUUAGAUUUUUAUCCACAGCAACAAAUACCAUCUCCGGAAGAGCAUUUAAGUCACCUUGAACGGAAUUUGUCUGUACAAGAUAGAUUCCAACAUGGUCUGUAUGACUCUGGAUUAUUGCCAUUUGAACGGUCAAUGUCAUUACCAGCUGGUGGUCCUGGAGUAAAAAUGGAUGUUGUAAAUUCUCUAGUGCGGCAACAAGGUUUAGAAAUGCAAGAUCAGACUUCAAGAAUGCAUUCAGGUGGUCAUAUGGCUGGUCUCCCAACCGAUGUCUACUCACAAUCCCCUCACCACCCUAUGGUUCCCAACCAGUUUCAUGCUUUGCAUUCAGAUGGCAUUGAAAAACAAUGGUCUAAAACCAACGGUCAGUUACCUGUUGAUUGGAUGGAAACCCAUAUGAAGCAACUGAAUCUCAAUGGUGAGAGGGAAAAAAGGGAUUUUGACGUCAAACAGCCUUCUGAAGAUCCAAGUAUGUGGAUGUCGGCGGGCACAAAUGAUGACAGUUCAAAGCGAUUGCUUAUGGAACUGCUUCAUCCCAAAUAUGGCCAGCAGUCAACUGAGCAAGUAGAAUUGUCCGGUGGAAUUGCAUAUGAGAUGGGCUCACUGUCCAAUCAAAUUUCUGGAACAAAUUCAUCAAACCACUCAUUCAAUCCUCUGUUGAAUCAGGAUACGAUUCCAAACCAAGCCUUCUCUGUAGGGUCAUUUGGUUCUACUUCAGGUCUGCUACCACAAAGAGAUCUAGUGGAUCAGAUGUCCCAUGGUCUUGAUGAUGGUGAAAGGCUGCUCUUCAAAUCUCAUUCUGGAGCAUUGGCAGAAACUGAUUCUGUCUUCUCCAGCAUCAGUGAUGCCUCCCAGAGGCACUUAGAGGCUCGAGAAAGUCUUGUUGAGCAAGCUGGUCUGACGGCCAUAACAGGGGACAUCCCAGUAAAUAUUCUCCGCAGGCCUGCUUCUCGGGGGACUGGAGGUGGUAACAUUGGCUUAUGUGAUGAAAAGAUUGUGACAGGUGACUCUUUGCAAGAGGAACUUGCUAGAGAACGAGUGUCUGCUGCCACAUCAAAAAGGCCAGAAAGCAUUUUGCUGAAGCGUCCACCUGUCUCGCGAGUUUCAUCUACCUUGGAAGGGUUUUCUGAACCGACUUCUGAUUCACUUGUCAGAGGGAAAAAUCCUUCGAAUGCUUCUGAAGGGGAGAAAAUGGAAGUUCGAGGCAGCACAGCAAAACAAGCCCCUGACAAUGUGGCACCUGGAAAGAAAGAUGUGCGCUUUCGACGAACUGCCUCGUGUAGCGAUUCUGAUGUUUCAGAGACAUCAUUCAGUGACAUGGUUAGGAGUAAUGCCAAGAAGCCAACAGCAGCCCAAGAGGCUCAUGCUUCAGAAUCAUCAGAUGGAACACAGGGUGCCCGUAGCGGCAGCAAGAAGAAAGGGAAGAAAGGAAGACAAAUUGAUCCAGCUCUUCUUGGAUUCAAGGUCACAAGCAAUCGCAUCAUGAUGGGUGAGAUACAGCGGAUAGAAGAUUAGUGGUUGUACAGUUGUUACUUCUUAUAUAUUGUCCCAAUCAAUUCUCUUGCUGUACAGAUUUUUAAGUUUCUGUAAAGUUCUCUCAUUAUUCUUUAGUUUUUUGUCCCUUUUCACCAAUCUACAUCCCCGUAGUGUACGGAUGAGGGGAUGUAGUUUUGUCAGAAAUGAUAACCAAAUUAGUUGGGAUAAGGUAGGAAAUAGCUCGUAUAGAUUGUACCUUUACAGAUCAAAUGUAACAUCAUGUAUCCUAAUAAAUCUUGUUCAUUUUUAAAUAGAGAUAAUGAUUAAAAAAACACUAUCAUUGUUUUGCGAA